GGUGCUUGAUCUGGGCACUAGGUUUUUACAAAGCUAAAAGUUUUGAAUAGUUUUGUGGGUAGGGUCUCGAAUUACCCACUUUAGAUUGCUUUCAAAUGUCUCAGAAGAUUAAACAAAAUGGAGAUAAGAAGGAAACAUCGUGGGACCUUCAAGAUGGAACCCGUUCCAGAGAAGGGGAUCUUCACUGUCAACUAUGUUGGAAGCAGUGACGAGCCGCACGGAGACGUCAUAUCACCUGGAGUACAUGGCGUUUUUAGACAGAAAUCAUUUGGAGCAUGCGAUCGCCAAUUAACCACAUUAACUUCGUACGCAAAAGCUGCUCGGCUGUCGAUUGGAACAGCGGCUGUAGGAAUCGGAAAUUUAUUCAAUCGCAAGAUGGCGGCCAGUGUGAAUGCUUCAUGUCCGUGGCCAAAUAGUGAAAAUGAUUACGAAUUACGGGAUGUUAUUGGCGUGGGAGCCACAGCUGUUGUUUAUGGGGCUUUUUGUAAACCUCGGAGUGAAAAAUGUGCCAUUAAAAGAAUUAAUUUAGAGAAAUGGAAUACAUCCAUGGAUGAACUUCUGAAAGAAAUCCAGGCCAUGUCAAGCUGUAAUCAUGAAAAUGUAGUAACAUACUACACUAGUUUUGUUGUAAAUGACGAGCUAUGGCUUGUGCUCAGGCUCUUAGAAGGUGGGAGUUUAUUAGAUGUUAUCAAACAUAAAAUGAAAGUUUCCAACUGUAAACAUGGAGUAUUUGAUGAGGCCACCAUUGCCACUGUCCUCAAAGAAGUAUUAAAAGGCCUAGAAUAUUUUCACAGUAACGGACAGAUCCAUAGGGAUAUAAAGGCUGGAAACAUUCUAUUAGGAGAAGAUGGGACUGUCCAAAUUGCUGAUUUUGGUGUGUCUGCUUGGUUGGCCACUGGAAGAGAUCUGUCCAGGCAAAAAGUGCGCCAUACAUUUGUUGGAACUCCAUGUUGGAUGGCGCCAGAAGUUAUGGAACAGGAUCACGGAUAUGAUUUCAAAGCAGAUAUCUGGUCAUUUGGUAUAACUGCGAUUGAAAUGGCGACAGGCACUGCACCUUACCAUAAAUAUCCACCGAUGAAAGUGUUGAUGCUCACAUUACAAAAUGAUCCACCAAAUUUAGACACGGGAGCCGAUGAGAAGGAACAAUAUAAGGCCUAUGGCAAAACUUUUAGAAAAAUGAUCGUAGAUUGUUUGCAAAAAGAUCCUUCAAAGCGGCCUACAGCUACUGAGUUACUAAAACAUCCAUUCUUCAAAAAAGCAAAAGACAGGAAAUAUCUAACACAGACUCUAGUUGCUAUUGGGCCUAGCAUGGAGACAAGAGUCCAUAAGGCGAGCAAACGUCAACCGGGAGCCUCUGGCCGUUUGCACCGCACGCUGACCGGAGGAUGGGUUUGGAGCGAGGAGGAAGAGGAGGCAGCCGAGGCCCAGGAUUCUGACGAGGACUCCUCGGUAGGAGAGGACAAGAGGCCCAUGAAUCAGCUGCAGCGGGCCGAAUCCAGCGGCAGUGAUAAUGACGAGGAACCAAGCGAGAGUAAAGAAACUAAGAAGCCUAUACAAGAAGCUAGGCCAGCCGACCAAAAUGGACCUCAAGUCAUUAAUCUAGUUCUUCGUUUGAGGAACGCCCGCCGUGAGCUGAACGAUAUUCGCUUCGAGUUCAUAAUGGGCAAGGACUCCGCAGAAGGUAUCGCCACCGAGCUGGUUGGAGCGGGCCUGGUGGACCCUCACGACUCUGUGCCUAUCUCGCUGAACCUCGCAAAGCUGCUGGAUGCUCAGGUCCAGGCAUUGACCACCCCUCCCAAGGCUGUCACAUUCCAUUUGAAUUCUGCUGGACCCAACGAACAAUUCGACGACAAAGCGUUAAUAGGUUUCGCGCAAAUUUCCAUCGUUGAUUAAGGAGGUCUAACUACGGGAAAACUUGAUCAAAAUUGCGUCUGACUCGAUCGGCUUGUAGUUUCUCCACCUGAGUCUGUUCCUAGGUCGAAGCGCUUUAGAGGAACAGAACUCAAGAACCGACUCAAGCGGUAGAAGCAUAGUUAUCUUACCCCUAGUCUAGUUAUUCUAUGUACUUCUAUUUAUUUAUGGUGCUAGCGGUUGAAAAGGCACGGCCUUUGACCUCCGUAUAGAAUACGAGGCGAUAGAAAAAAAUAAAAAAAAAUGGUUUUCCCUGUAGUCUAUAGUCUACUAGUCCGUGAGCACGUAGAAUUUUGUCCAAUGACCCCAAGCUACCCAUCCUUAUCGCUCGCGCGUAAUUAUGUUGCUAUCGCGCUCCCACACUCACUGCGGGUGCCAGUCGCACAGUCGCGACAGCAAUAUAAUUACGCGCGAGCGAUAAGGAUGGGUAGCUAGGGGUCAUUGGACAAAAUUCUACGUGCUCACGGACCGGGGUUUAGUGGUAUGUAUUUCAUCACAGGCCAUCAACUUGUACCGAGCCAAAGAUGUUUUUAAUUCAUUUAAUGUAAGCGGCGUUGACGUGUCUUUUUGUUCUAUGAGAAUACAUCUGGUUUAUAAAAAGUUAUUUAGUGAGAGGAAAAUUUCUAAAAUAUACCGAAGAUGUAUUGCAAUCACGAACAAUGAUGUUACUGUCUGUAGUACCUAUUAAGCUGUUUCGAUUGAAUCAUUUUAUUUUGUUCAUUGCAAUUUAUUAAAUUAUAAGAAAAAAUAUUAUUGUUCGAUUACAUUCGUACAGGUAUUAGAAUUUUAUUAGAGUAUCAAAUUUACCAAUGAUUGAAUGAUUAAUAUAUACUUAUUAAAUAUUAUUUAUAGCCUGACCAGGAACAUAAAAACCCUGGCAUAGAGGCGCUUCAAUUGCAUUUGAUAGUGCAACACUGGGUACAGUCGUACCUGUAUUAAAUUAAUAGGCUAACUUUAUGUAUCAGGAUUCAGGAUUAUAGGCUAAUUUAAUAUUUUCAUAAAUUAACAAAAACAUAUUAUAUUAUAGGUAAACUGGUUUAAAUAAAUUAAAUGAAACCAUCAAUCGAGCAAGUAGGAUUUUAUUAUUAUUCAUCAAUAAUCAAAUUCUGAACUUGAAUAUUCAACUACAAUGUCUGCUCAUGAACGCUUCAAACUCGGUACUUCUUUCCCAAUUCCAUAAAAUUCAAUACUUACAAAGUGACAAAAAACUUUAAAAUAGGUAGUUGAAACAAACCACAGCUAAUUUUCAUAGUUGACUGUACUAUACGAUAAACAUGUCAGUCAAUUUGACAACCUUUGUCGGAAACAUUAAUCAAUGAAAAUAUUGUCCGAACCCAUAGUAUUUCUCUUCGACAAAUACUUUAACACAUUGUGAACCACUUUUCUUUCACGACUAUAAAAAGAUUUUAGCAAUUUAAUUCACAAAAUCAAUUGCGCACAUUUAAAAUAAAGUUUGUUUACACUUUGACAGCAAUAGACUGACAUGCAAGGUGACAUGUCAAUGAAGUUUUCAGUUACUGUUGCCAUUAAAAGAAAUUAGUACCAUUAAUUUUCCGCAACAUGGCGAGGGUUUUUAUGUUCCUGGUCUGGUCAGGCUAUAUCUCUUUAAAUAUAUAUAACAUACUGGAGUUUCAGGUUUUAGUUAUGAUGACUAAAAAAAGGGCAGAUAUUGACGAAUUUCAUUAUGAUCUGAUUUUACAUUUUAGUUAACCUCCGUGUAUAAAUGCAUGAAUUUAUAACUAUUCUUAUGAACAUCAUGGUAUUAUGUACAUUAUACACUAUUCCUAGCUUUUAUUUAUAUUUUAAUAGUCCGUGUAGUGUUUUUAUUUUUGUGUAUGUGAUUCACACGGUCGUCCGGUCGUCUUAAGACUAAAAUGUUUGAUGACACCAGUUUUUUUUAAAUUAGUAUUAUCUACGGGUCAUUAUUAUACAGACUGAACAAAAUAAUUAUAAAGCCCCAUCUUGCGUCUAAGUGCUGCAUAUGAAAAUGAUAAAUCAAUAUGUAAUCUUAAGAUUUCUGGUGGCUAAAAAGCUGGUGUCAUGUUAAUAAAGAUACGCUAGUUGUAUAACCGGUCUUUCUGAACACCGAAAUCAACAAGCGAUUUUCGUAUUUCCUCGAUUUCUAAUGGUGCUGCGCAAUUUGAGCUUGGCGAGCCGUCAAGUAGAAUAUUUCCUCGUCAAUAUCACCUAUUCGUACCAACGUCAAGUACAAAUUGAUGUAACUCGAACAAAUAGAACUUAGGUAUUAUAUUUCUAUUGUGUUUUCAUGGAUUCAGAGAAAACAAGUGUGUAAGCAGGUUUCAAGAAACUAUCAGGUCCAAAUUAAAAUGACAACCCGCUUGAUCCAUAUGAUUUCACUACAAAAUAGAAAAAACAAACAAGAAGGCCAACUCGAGCCCCGAGCGAGCUAUAAUAGCCUAAACACGUCAGGGUGUCGCUCUCGCUAUAGUUUAUUCAAUCGUCAAAACUGCAUUACUCAAUUUAAAUACCAAAUAUUUUUUCCUGUAGAGAGCGUUUAUCCAUAUUAUAAAGUUUUUUAAAUUAUUUUUUGUUCAUAGGCAAGGACCUGACUAUAUUGUUUUUCAUUACCAACGUGUAUCUUUCAGAGAUAAGAAAAAUUGCUUUCGAAAAGGGGCGAAAAAGUUAACAAAACGUGGCUUUAACGAAUCAUGUAUUUAUUUAAUAAAAUAAAAUGAUUAUGAAAUUGAAUAUUUUUUACAAUAACUUCAAAAUAAUACGCAUUAAAAGUUUAGAGAAGGCAUUUUUUUUUUUAGCAAAGGUGAUUUUUAAUUGUAUUUCAAGACCCCGUACUCGUAUGUAAAAUUAUAAAAUACUAUGUUUGUAUUUCAGAUUACCGGAGUAGGGUUUUUGAUGCAUUUUGAGAAAGUACUGGUAGCUCCUCGCUAACUUACACGAGCAAACUUGAAAACUCCAUACGUAAAAUUUAUCUCAACAGGUUUAAAUUGAGUAUUUAUGAAACAUGUACAGUGUA
Ostrinia nubilalis (European corn borer) is the source of this 4903-nucleotide messenger RNA. RefSeq names its product serine/threonine-protein kinase OSR1-like. The record is from RefSeq and is a predicted model, not a curated record. Gene Ontology annotation, cellular component: cytoplasm. Gene Ontology annotation, biological process: protein phosphorylation. The coding region runs from base 118 to 1893 and encodes 591 amino acids. Gene Ontology annotation, molecular function: protein serine/threonine kinase activity; ATP binding. The transcript is spliced from 14 exons. NCBI's taxonomy places the organism in Eukaryota, Metazoa, Arthropoda, Insecta, Lepidoptera, Crambidae.